Molecule: messenger RNA, 1890 nt
Organism: Debaryomyces tyrocola
Lineage: Eukaryota; Fungi; Ascomycota; Pichiomycetes; Serinales; Debaryomycetaceae
Source: the annotation of a GenBank genome assembly
AUGCCCCAGGAUAUAUUAAGUGUAUUAAAGGACAACCCCCAAAAUGUAUUUGGGUUGUUCAAAGCAGAGAGUCAACAAAACUCUGGAUAUUUUAAUGAGUUAAUCAAAACAUUUUUGGAUCCUAUAACGAAGGAAUAUUCAGUGCUAGAUAAAAUUUAUGUAGACGGAUUAGAUUCUACACAGGUGUAUGGACAAACAAAGAUUGUAUUAGAAGGAGCAUGUGAAGAUUUGUUGUUUGACAAAAUACCAAAAUUAAAAUUAGAGCAUAGCUUGAUAAACCAUGAUAGCGAAGAGGAAGCUUCUGACGAAGAGAACAUGCAGCAGCAAAAUGAAACGGAUGAUCAAGAAGAAGAAAAUGAAAAUGAUAGUGAUAGUUUUGAUGAUGUAGAAGGACAAAAUGAAGAUGAUAUCGAAACCUUAAAUGAAGACGAUGAAGAAUCUGAUAGCCUUAAUGGUGAUGAUGUUUCAGAGACAGAAACACAAGUACCAUCAGAAGACGAAGAUGUUCAUCCUCCUAAAAAAGAUGCAUUUGGGUUGAAUGAUGAAUUCUUUGAUAUUGAUGAUUUUAAUAAACAAAUAUUAGCAUUGGAGAAUACUAAUAAUGCAAAUGACGAAGAAGAAAUAGACUUUUUUGGUGAUUUAGAUGAAGAAGAAGAUGAUGAUGAACAAAUGGAAUACUUUGACGAUUUUUACGACAAGCCAGGCAAAGUAAAAGCAUCAAAGUCUUUGGGGGAGAAUGGUCUUCAAGGAGAGAAUGAAGAUGAGGGGAAUGGUGAUGAAGAGGAUGAAGGCGAAGGAAAUAUUGAAGAGGAUGAAGAAUUAAAUGAAAAUGAGUAUGAUAAUGCUGUUGGGUCAGCAAUGUUAGAUUUAUUUGCAGAUGAAAACCAAAAAUCCAAGGAUACAGAAAAUUUAUCGUCAUACCAAAAGCAACAACAACAAAUUCAAGCGGAGAUUGCUGCACUAGAAUCUGAAUUGGUAGCAGAUAAAAAAUGGACUAUGAAGGGCGAAAUAGCGUCUAAAGAUCGUCCUCAAGAUUCGCUAUUAGAUGACCCAGAGUCUGCAAGUUUAGAUUUCGAUAGAACCUCAAAGCCAGUGCCGGUUAUCACUCAAGAAGUCACAGAAUCAAUAGAAGAUUUGAUUAAGCGUAGGAUCAAAGAAGGCGAGUUUGAUGACUUACCGAAAAGAAUUAUAACAGACAUUUCUAAAUUUCAUAAUAGACAAAAGUUUGAGUUAUCGGAACAAAAAUCAAGCAAAUCUUUAGCUGAAAUAUAUGAAGAUCAAUAUAAUAAUGUCGAUGAAAAUAAAGAAAUAUCCGAAGAAUUACAAAAGCAACAUGAUGAAAUAAGUGAAUUAUUUACAAAAGUUACUCACAAAUUAGACUCAUUAUGUUCAGCACACUUUAUUCCAAAGCCUCAUCAAAUGAAAACUAUUGACAUCAAGGUAUCUGAUGCUGCAUCGAUUAGUAUGGAAGAUGCACAACCAUUGCAUGUUUCUAACGAGACGACGUUAGCUCCUCAAGAAAUAUAUAAAAUUGGUGAUGAUAAGCCUGCAGCAAAUGGUUCCAAAGGUAGGUCAGAAGUUUUGCUUAAAUCUGGUUUAUCCUAUUCUAAGGACGAAUUAUCAAGAGAAGAUAAACAAAGACUCAGAAGAGCAAAUAAAAGAAAGAAGUCGAAGCACUUUAACGAAAGAAAGGAGUAUCAAGAACAGAAACAGAAACAAGAUACUACACCUUCUAAUGGUAACAAGAGACAGAAGGUUAGUGAUGUUGUCAAUACUCUAUCCAAUGCUAAGAAUGUCACAAUUAUUGAUAAGAAAGGUGAACUUAGGGAUGCGAAGGGUAAUAUUAGAAAAUCUCAAAAACCUAAGGGUUCAAGUGGCUUUAAAUUGUAG